Messenger RNA from Closterium sp. Naga37s-1, 912 nucleotides. NCBI's taxonomy places the organism in Eukaryota, Viridiplantae, Streptophyta, Zygnematophyceae, Desmidiales, Closteriaceae. The record is from the annotation of a GenBank genome assembly.
AUGAGUGCACUGGCCAGGGAGAUGAACACGCUGCGCCAUGGAGUGCUGGAGGAGCUGCGGGGCACCGUGCAAGAGGUUGGCACGGUUCUCCUGGACUUGUACCACAGGUGGGUGGCUGUUUGUCUGGACGUGAACCACAGGUGGGUGGCUGUUUAUCUGGACGUGAACCACAGGUGGGUGGCUGCUGGACAUGAACCACAGGUGGGUGGCUAUUUGUUUGGACGUGAACCACAGGCUCAGAGUUCUGCGACCGUGCGCUUGAAGAGUUCUGCGACCCUGCGACCGUGCGCUUGGAGUUGUGUGUCCAGCUGUGGGACGUCAUAUCAAGCCCUGCCAUGCCCCCUGCCAUGCCCCCUGCCAUGCCCCCUGCCAUGCCCCCUGCCAUGCCCCCUGCCAUGCCCCCUGCCAUGCCCCCUGCCAUGCCCCCUGCCAUGCCCCCUGCCAUGCCCCUGCCAUGCCCCCUGCCAUGCCCCCUGCCAUGCCCCCUGCCAUGCCCCCUGUCAUGCCCCCUGCCAUGCCCCCUGCCAUGCCCCCUGCCAUGCCCCCUGCCAUCCUCCUGCCAUGCCCCCUGCCAUGCCCCCUGCCAUGCCUCCUGCCAUGCCCCCUGCCAUGCCCCCUGCCAUCCUCCUGCCAUGCCCCCUGCCAUGCCCCCUGCCAUCCUCCUGCCAUGCCCCCUGCCAUGCCCCCUGCCAUGCCUCCUGCCAUGCCCCUUGCCAUGCCCCCUGCCAUCCUCCUGCCAUCCCCCUGCCAUCCUCCUGCCAUGCCCCCUGCCAUGCCCCACCCCACUCUGCAGGGUGCGAUCAGAGUUUUGCGACCAUCUGUGGGACGUCAUGGGUGCGGCAACCUUCUGGUACACCAGCACCGAUGCCUACUUCAUUCCCUCUCUCUACUACAUCCCCUCCUUCGCUGUGA